Callithrix jacchus (white-tufted-ear marmoset) is the source of this 4392-nucleotide messenger RNA. It is a transcript of the gene UMAD1, whose product is annotated as UBAP1-MVB12-associated (UMA) domain containing 1. The record is from RefSeq and is a predicted model, not a curated record. Lineage: Eukaryota; Metazoa; Chordata; Mammalia; Primates; Cebidae.
UUACUGUUUCCUCAUUCUUCCGGCUAACAGAGUCAAAAGAGCUAGGCGGGAUGUCGGUACCAGCUGUUGCCGUGGUGCUGUGGUUGCUGCGUACCAGCUGUUACUGUUGCUCCGCCUUCCCUCUCCUAGGUUCUGGGUGGGAGGCGCUGGAGUUUUGCUGAAUGAAAUGUGGUGUGGGGAGGGGUCGCGGGGGUGGUUGUGAUACUUGCUCCUUUGGAGAUGGGGAGCGGGGGUCGUCAGUGAUCUUUAUCAAUUUCAGGCUUUUGCCACUUGUUGCCUGAGGAUCGAUUUACUCCCUUAGCUGCGUCACUCUACUUUCUUAAGUUUCUCCACCUGUAAGAAGAGAGAUUGGCCCGAUUGCUUCUAAGACUUUUUUUGUUGUUAUUGUUUUUUUUAGCCCAGACAACCUGGCUACACUGCGGUGGUGCCGGUUCUCUCGCUCCACUACCCGCUGUUUUGGCAGCCAGUAGAAGCACUUGAGAUUGGGUAAUGGGGAAGAAGGACCACUGACCAGGACCAGAGAAGACAAGCUCAAAUCGUUGAUACCCUGAACUAGUGUUCCCCCUUCUGAGGCAUAUUUUCCCCGUCUGCAAAACAAAGGGUUAGGCGGAAUGAUUUGCAAGGUCCCAGUUGACUCUUAACUUUUGGCCAUUUGCUUGACGCAACAGUUUAAAUCCCCCACCCCACCCCCAGCAGUCUUUCUGUUGUUGUCCUCCACAACCCGAGACUCUGGAGGGCGAUCUGGAGGUCUGGAAGAUAACCCUUUCCAGGGAGAUUUGGAGGUAGUCACCAAUCUGUCCCUGGCUAUCUUGUGACCCGAAGCCGGCGGGCUUGCCAUGAAUAUUCUAAACAUAAACAUACCUUCAAACGGUGCUGUGGAAUUUGGACAGAAGUUUUAAUUGGGUGUUAUAACGUUGUGGAAACUGAGUCUGUGAGUUUACCCAAAGCUGCAGAAUUGUCAUUGUUCAUAUUCCCUAAGCAAAAAAGAUCCGGUUUGAGAAUUAACGUGGCAAUUUAAGAUUGGAAUCUGAUGUACGAUAAUUAAAUGAUAGUCUGCCUCAGUGUUAACUUAGCACUUAAUAGGUUUCUCUUAGUUUUACUCACUAAUAGUAGUUUAAAUGAUUUCGUUAAACAGAUGUAGAAUGUGUAUCAGUGGUGUAUAAAAAGUUGUGGUUGUAUUGGUGCAAGUCAGUAAAGUCCAUUUUAUAUUUCUGCAUAAAGCCUUAAGUCUUUUGUACUUUAGCAUUGCUUUGCAAAGUAAGUUGAUGUGCAUUAUAUAGAGGAGAGUACACACAUGAAAGUCUUCAAUGUAAUUGUGUUUUUUUGAGACAAGAUUUCGCUCUGUCACCAAGAUUGAAGUGCAGUGGCAUGAUUAUAACUCACUGCAGCUUUUAACUCCAAAGCUCAAGCGAUCCUCUCACUUCAGCCUGCCAAGUAGCUGAGACUAUAGGCACAUGCCACCACACUUAGCUAAUUAAAAAAAAUUUUUUUUUGUACAGAUGGGGUCUUGCCAUAUUGCCCAGGGUUAUCUCAAACUCCUGGGCUCAAGCGAUCCCUCCCUCUCUCCUCUGCCUCCCAAAGUACUAGAAUUACAGGUGUGAGUCUCUCAGACUGUAAUAGCGAUUUUUUUUUUUUGAAGAGCAGUCCUGAGAGUACCAAAUGUUAAUGUUGUUUCCUUGUAGUUAAAAAGACCACUUUUAAGCAAAGGCUUUCUUUUAAAACAGGGAGAUGAGCAAGAAGAUCAUUUAAAACAACUUUUUUGCAUAUUUUUGAGUCACUUAAAAUAUUAUGAAAUAUACGAUAUACAGAAAAGAAUAUAGAUAGUCGAUUUGCAUAGUUUUGAGAGGAAUGAAAUGAAUCCAUGGGGCCUGUCAUUCAGCUGAAGAAAUGGAACUUUAUCAGUUACCAGUAAAUUCUACCAGUCUGCACUUACCAAUUAAGUCCUUCUCGCUACAGCCGCUGGAGUGCAAUGGUGGGAUCUCGGCUCAUUGCAACCUCUGCUUGCCGAAUUCAGGUGAUUCUCUUGCCUCUCAGUCUCCUGAGUAGCUGGAAUUACAGGCGUGCGCCACCACACCCAGACAAUUUAAAAAAUACGGAGAAUUACAGAGAAGGAAAUGAGACUGGAGUAUGCUUGGGAACUCCAGGCAGAAGUCCAGCUGUCAAGGCCAUGCAUAUCAGAAACAAGGGUGCUCCACAUACUUGGAGCUUACCACAUACUGCAGGACUGUAUAGACCUCCUCCACUUAAAUUAUUCUUAAUUCUGGUAGCAGCAGCAGCAGCAGCAGCAAUGUUUCACUUCUUCAGAAAGCCUCCAGAAUCUAAAAAGCCCUCAGUACCAGAGACAGAAGCAGAUGGAUUUGUCCUUUUAGGAGAUACAUCAAAUGAGCAAAGAAUGUCAGCAAGAGGCAAAACUUCGGAUGUAGAAGCAAACCAAUCUUUGGAGACCAACAAAGAAAAUGCAUCCAGUGUGACUGUAUCAGACCCUCAGACGGAAAAUAAGGCAGGCCAGACUCUGGAGAACAGCUCAUUAAUGGCCGAGCUGCUGAGCGAUGUACCCUUCACCUUGGCCCCGCAUGUGCUGGCAGUGCAGGGCACCAUCAUUGACCUUCCCGACCACUUACUCUCCUAUGAUGUCAGCGAAAACUUAUCCCGGUUUUGGUAUGAUUUCACUCUUGAAAAUUCAGUGCUCUGUGAUUCAUAAUCUUUAUGUCUGUUUGUACCUUAAUAGUUUAAAAUAUAAGUUUGCCUAUUUUAUUUAACCUGUUUGAUGUUCUUUGCCGUUUCACUGUUUAAGGCCUUCAGCAAAGCAAGGAUCUUAAGUAAAGAAAAUAGCAUUAUGUUCAUUACUCUAUUUUUUAGAAAAAAGAACAUUUGUAUAAAAACUGAACUUAAGUUCUACUUCCUUUCUCCCACAUAAUAAAUUUAAAAAUUAGGCUAUGAAGGUUUUAUAAAAGGAGUCGAUUCCUUCAGAUGGUCUCUCAAAAUAUAACACCUCAAUUUUUAUCUUAGAAGAACUGUGAAAAAGAAUUGUGGCAUUUUUUAGUACCACAGCUCUGAAGCCUGAGCUUGAGGUGGGUGUGAAGUCUCUUUUCUGGUUUGUAGGAAGUUGAAUUAGUGUUAUUCCCGAAUUUUUCUCUUCCACAGUGUUUAUGAAUGAAUUCAGAAAACAGGUGCCAGUUAGCUUAUAUUUCUUCAGUCUCACUUUAGAUGUAUUGAUGUGGAAAUUUAAAAUUUGUCCUAAACAGCAGUGAUAGUUUGCUGAUAUGAGAGUGCUAGAACUGCACUGCGUCCUGUUUCUAGAGUGGCCCAUUUCCGUUUUCUUAAACCCAUGGCAGCCCUUUCCGUCGUGAAUAAUUUUUGUGUUCCCACCUUUGUUCUCUUUUUGCUACUUCGGUGUGCUCUCUAACCAGCUUUCCAAAGAACUUUCCCUGCUUCUGCCUCAGUUGGCAUUUGCUCUCCUUAUCACAUAUGUUCCCAGUUUAUGAAGAGAUCCACAUUUCCUUUCAUCCUCUCUGCCUCCUAAAGAAAAACAUCUCGUGAUGAUACAUAUUAUUGCUGAUAACACCCUUAUUUAGAAAUUUGUUGGCCACCAUACAGAUGGAAAUGUUUUACUGCUGAAGAAACUAAAAUCAACUCAUUUCCAAUCAGAGUAUAGGCAGAACACAUAGAUAUGACUUAGUUCUUGAAUAUCCAUUGUUUACUUUAAUGAAAACAAAACUGCCAUUGGUCCAUAAACUGUAAAGGGAAGAGGUAAACUGUGAUGGAGAAUUUUCUAUGCCAUGGGAAAUUGAAAUCACAUUUAUUUUGAUUACCAGCAAUAUGAUUUAUUAACUCUGUGCCAAGUUUUAAGUAUAUUUUUUUCACAAAGAUAGAGUGCCAUAGUGAAACUAAACACAGUGCAUAAAGGUACAUGAAUUAUUCAAGUUUUAAAACAUUAUGCAUGUUUGUUUAAUAGAUGUGGCAUGGUCUUAAUAAAAAUGCUAUGUUAUUUAAAAGUUAUAGGAACAUUUCUAUUGACAAAAAUAUGCUUCAUUUACAAAUAAUAUCAUGUGGUUAAUGAUGAAAUUAGAUCUUUACAUGGUUUUUAUAAAACAUCAGUCUAGGAAAUAUAACUUAUUACUGAUGCAAAUGUGAACAUUUUGUAGGAGUUUUGUAAAAGCACAUCCUUUUCAAAUAUCUAUGUUAAUGUACCCUUGAAACUAAAUGCGAGUGUAUAGUCAGUUUGUCUAAUGUAUGUGUGAAAUUUUGUCUAAAAUACCUAAACAUUUCAUCUAUAUUUAUGUCUACCGUGUCAUAAAUGUUUAUAUGUACCUUCAUGUGUCUAUAAAAAUAUUAUAUUUAAAUAAAUGUGAAUUAAAAUAAAAAUUUUGAUUAUUUUCAGAGCCAGAAAAA